GGUGCUAGCUAAGUGUGACAAGUGUUCCAUACUACAGACAGGAAAAUAGCAAUUCUCCUCGAGGUUACAUAUCCAUUCUCGUUACAAUUAGUUCGCGAUGUGUGAUAUCAAUUGGAGUGAAGUUUUUGAAGAAAUCGACACGAAUGGCAAUGGAGUAGUAGAAGUGGAAGAGUUGUUCGAUCAUUUGUCAAAUGUAUUUCCAUCUAUUUCCAGAUAUACUGUAGAGAGCGAUUUGGAAGAAUAUGAUACAAACAAAGAUGGCGAAGUUACCAAGGCUGAGUUCGUUCGAGCGAUGUAUAAGCGAUAUCUUCAAAAUCCGGAUGAUAUUGAGUUAGCUUUAAAGACAUUUGACACUGACAAUUCUGGUUAUCUCAGCAAAGAAGAACUAACCGCGGCAAUGAAAAAGAUGUGUAUGGAUCACAGUAGUGAAAAUAUUCAAAAAAUCAUAACAUCUGUCAGCAAAAAUGAUCAAAUUGAUUACAAAGAAUUUGUGAAGGCUGCUAUGGAAUUGUGAAGGCUGCUAUGAACUCGUGAAACCUACUUAUUUUGAGAGAUAAAAUAAAAGCAAUGUAAACAAUUA
Messenger RNA from Octopus sinensis (East Asian common octopus), 580 nucleotides. Its product is annotated as calcium-dependent protein kinase 12-like. Lineage: Eukaryota; Metazoa; Mollusca; Cephalopoda; Octopoda; Octopodidae. The record is from RefSeq and is a predicted model, not a curated record. Bases 98 to 514 code for a protein of 138 amino acids. Gene Ontology annotation, molecular function: calcium ion binding. The transcript is spliced from 3 exons.